Messenger RNA from Anoplopoma fimbria (sablefish), 3335 nucleotides. RefSeq lists its product as uncharacterized. Gene Ontology annotation, biological process: positive regulation of apoptotic process; release of cytochrome c from mitochondria; intrinsic apoptotic signaling pathway in response to DNA damage. NCBI's taxonomy places the organism in Eukaryota, Metazoa, Chordata, Actinopteri, Perciformes, Anoplopomatidae. The record is from RefSeq and is a predicted model, not a curated record. The transcript is spliced from 6 exons. Gene Ontology annotation, cellular component: mitochondrial outer membrane. Bases 208 to 825 code for a protein of 205 amino acids. Gene Ontology annotation, molecular function: protein homodimerization activity; channel activity; protein heterodimerization activity.
GCGCCACCCGGUGGCCACUGCGCGCUUCCGUGUCACUUCCUUGUUCCUCUGUGGAAGGGCGAAAACUUUCAACGAAACCAACACGUCCGGACUUUUGUGACUUCAUUUCGAUCUAACGUCGUGGUCGACAUUGGGAGCAGACAUCUACAAUCCCUCGUCCAUCUCUCCAAACUCGUUCCGUGCGCUUUGACGCAGAAUCCAGAAGUUAUGGCUGACAGCCGGGAAGGAACGAGAGAAGACGGAGAGCAGGAACCUCAGGGCGCAGAGGGUGGGGAAGAUGUGGUCGAUGAUCCCAUCAUGGAGCAGGGAGCAGUGGUCCUCAGAGGGUAUGUGGUCGCACUUAUAAACGAAGAGGAGCCCAGUCGACACCUGUCCCCUGAGCAACUGGGAGGAAGGCCUAAUGAAAACCAGGAUCCACAGAUCAAAGAAGUGGUGGCGCAGCUGCUCAAGAUCGCAGACGAGAUGAACCGGAACGCCGAGCUCCAACAACUGAUCAACCAGGUUCAGGGCAACUGUGCUCAGGACAUCUUCAUGAAGGUGGCCAGGAACAUCUUCGCUGAUGGCAUCAACUGGGGUCGAGUGGUGGCUCUCUUCCAUCUGGCCUACAGACUCAUAUACAAGGCACUGACCAGCAACCAUCUAGAGAACAUCCGAAUAAUCAUCAGCUGGGUUCUCCGGUUCAUCAGAGAGCAACUCUACCGCUGGCUCGUACAGCAGGGAGGCUGGGCUGGGGUGAUACAUGGUUUUUCUCGGUGGAGGACGGUAGCCAUAGUAGCAUCAGUAGCAUUGGUGGCAGCCAUUGUUUACUACAGGAAAACACGCUGAGCACAUCAGACCUCACAACCGCAAUCAGGGCUGCAGUCCAAUCACCUGGAUAAACGCAGCUCGAUAAUAAAGACUAUUAAUUACAACCACUCCUCAACCUCCAUCUAUUCAUCCACUGGAGGAUAUGUACUGUACUAAGAAGGGGAGGGGGGCCUCCUCUCUUAGGAUUCUAAGAACAAAACAAAAAAAAGUGCACUGGGCAUCUCCAUCAUCCUUCAGCAGCAACCAUAUGGAAGCACAAGAGCUGCUGCAACACACCUUCUAGCCGCCAAAUUGAAGGCUUUAAGAGGAUGAAGGUGUUCAUGAACAUUGGACGUAGCUGUAGAUGACUUCAAACAGACCAGGGACCAGACCCUACCGGAACCAGGUCUCUGGUCCACAUCGGUUCUGGGUGGGGUCCAACGUAGAUUUCUCUACUAUGUGUAUGUAUUUAUAUAGUUAUCUUAGCAAAAAUUUGGAGCUAUAGACCUGAGAGGACAUGAGAAAAGAGUCUGAUGAAAACAACAACAGCAGCCAAUCAAAAUUCAACUAAAUUCCUGUAUUGUAGCUUCAUCAUGUUGGCUUAUGCUGGUAAUUUUAACGUUUUGACGAAGUAUAAUAAUUCCCACUUUCAAUCACUUUUUUUUCCAGCAGGCCAUUUGGCAUGUCAUCGUACAAAAAGCCCUGUUGUUAAUGUAAUGAAUUACACAAUGUUCUGAGUCAAAGUGUCUGCUUUUGAAAAAGUUAUAUUGCCAACAAAACACAAGUUUGUUGAGUUGAAUCUGAAUCUGAAGUUGAAUUUUUUGAAAGUGGUCAUUGUAAUUUAAGACUUCUACAAAGAGAAUCUUAAAUGUAAACUGGAUUAUUGGACUUUUCUCUACAGAAAUGCCUUUUCAAAUUAUUGUUGAAUUAACUCAAGUUUUUAUCUACCGUUGACUAUUUAGGAAAAAAAAGUGCAUAUUUUCUAACGCUUUGCAGUUUAUACUGAUAAUUCAACCAGAGAUUUUUUUUCUCGACCAAUGUUUAAACAUCUAUUGUUGUCUAUGAAGACAUGAAUGGGACUUUUUACUUGCAAAAUCCUGGACUCUCCCACCACACGGCUCUGUAGGUGUGGGAUGUUUGAGCGUAAGACUGUGUUUACAGAGAUUAUUAUUAUGGGCUAAACAACUACGGUCAGCUGACCAUCAAUGUAAUGUGAAUUGCACGCUGGCUCAGGUAUCUUACAAAAACUCUGACGUCGCAUUCACAGAAGAGGUCGUGUAACUCUACGCGCCAGCAGUGUUCAGAAACUAAUUUCUUUUGCCUCUGUCUUUCUGGGAUCUCCCUGUGGUCGGUCACAUUGAUACAUGAGACAAAUGUUUUCAGUCGUCAGACACCUGCAUAAGAUAGUGAUGUGACCUGGCAGAAUCCUCCUGUUCUGCCAAGUGAAACCGAUGUGGAAGUGUCUUACAAUUUGCAUUCUCUCUACUGACCAGCAGGGGGCAACUCGUCUGAUUGUAUAGAGGUCUAUGAGAAAAUGACUCAGAAUUACGGUUAUAAUAAGUACGACACUCCGUAUCUUAAGUGACAUGCGUGACUUAAAAGUAAAUGUUGUGUUUAAAUAACUAAACCGUUGACCCAAACAGUGGUCUCUUGAGUCAAAGUCCUGAAGAACAAACAUUCAAACUUUAACCUGCUGAUGACAAACGGCAACAGCCUUCAGCAGCCAUUUGUCAAAAUAGUUGUUCCAGUCACACUUUUCACGAGAGACACUUUUUUACCCAUCUUUCUUUUCCAUAUAUCUUCCACUGUGAAUGGUAAUCUUUUAGUACAAUUGGAAAAGAUGAUGUGGAUUUUUUUUUUAUCAUCGCAGUAGUUUAGUGAUUUCAUCCGUACCUGAGCUGAUCCCUCAGAUUAAGAUGGUUAGCUGUUCCUACAUUUCAGACAUACAGUGUGUGCAGAAUAGGCCUACACACCCAACAUCACAGCAUAGUUCUCAUGUUCCAGCCCGGUUGCUCCCUGCAGUAUUUCAACUUCAUCUUCACACGCUCACUUCUCCAAUGUAUUUUUGUAAUAAACAGAUACUGGUCGAUUUUUAAACCUGUAAAACCUCUACAACUGCUAGCAAAAGGGGGAAAAAAACAUGUCCUUUGGUUUCUAAACUUGCAAUUAUCUUCAUUUAGAUUCUCCAGCAGAAAGACCAGACUUUUAAGUGUUCGAGAAAGAGUUCUCUGUGGUUCAUAGAUAAAUGCCUUUAGGUUUUUUCAGAUGUGUCGGGUCAGUUGAUGUGAUGGAUGAUUUAUUUGGGGACAGUCGGUGGCUGAAGGGAACCUCAUGCUAUAAUCUAGUGCCAUGCAAGCUUUUCUCAGGUGUUUUUGCUACCAAAUUUAUUGUGCACUUUUGAGAGGGGUAUCACACUAUUUAUCUGCUUGUUUCAUGGUGUUUUUCUUAUUUUAAUUUUAAUGUGACUUGAUGAUUAUUUUGUUGUUAGAAAUAUGAACUAAUUGGACUCCCAUUUUCUGUGAAUAAAUGAGAAAUUGUGUUAUACCACU